This is a messenger RNA of Lucilia sericata (common green bottle fly), 956 nucleotides long. RefSeq names its product microsomal glutathione S-transferase 1. The record is from RefSeq and is a predicted model, not a curated record. Lineage: Eukaryota; Metazoa; Arthropoda; Insecta; Diptera; Calliphoridae. Gene Ontology annotation, cellular component: membrane. The transcript has 3 exons. The coding region runs from base 153 to 722 and encodes 189 amino acids.
GCAAAUACUAUGGUCGUAUAAGUCUUUCAUAUACGAUUGCUUGAAACACAACGUCGAUUUACUAAGAACAAUAGAUUUAUUUGUAAAAAAAAAAUAGAAAACAUUGAUUUAUUUUGAACUGUGUUUGUAAUUUUAUUUUUAAAUUUUAAAUAAUGAUAAGUCCAACAUCAACAACUACAGAAUCGGCUGCAGCAGUAGGUCCAUUAAAUGGACAUGGAUUUAUGAAUAUGUCAUCUGCCUCAUCAACAACAACUAAUAAAUUAAAUUAUUUUUCUAUGUUGAACCUUGAUAAUCCCGUAUUUUGUUGUUUUCUGUUUUGGACCAGUGUUUUAGUGAUAAAAAUGCUUUUAAUGUCUUUAUUGACUGCAUUGCAACGUUUUCGUUAUAAAGUUUUUCCCAAUCAAGAAGAUUUGUUUUUCAAUAAUAUAGAAGUACAAUUCAAUGAUCCUCAAGUGGAGAGAGUAAGAAGAGCCCAUCGCAAUGAUAUGGAAAAUAUAUUGCCUUAUUUCACUAUGUCUUUGUUGUAUAUUUGUACUAAUCCUUCAGCGGUAGUAGCUUGCAAUCUAUUUCGUGUAGCUGCUGUAGCUCGUGUGGUGCAUACUUUGGUUUAUGCCUUUUAUCCGGUACCUCAACCUUCAAGAGUUUUAGCCUGGGGUCUAAUGUUUGUCAUUACUUUGUAUAUGGCCGCCGAUGUUGGUUUACAAAUGAUCAAAUAUAUUUAAAAAGUUUUUAAAUUAUAAAAACUUACGCAGAAUUGUAUGAAUUUUAUAACUCAAUUUUUUGAUUCUUAAUAUUCUUAUAAUUCGUGAAACAAUGUAAUCGAAUAUUGAGAAAAAGUGUAAUUAUAAUAAAAAAUAUACAUGAAUAAAGAAUUUUUUGUGUUCAAUUCAAAACUACAUUCAAUAUUUUGGUCUAAAAUCCUACUCCGCUUGUCGAGAUAUUAAAAUUUUAUUUGU